Trichobilharzia regenti is the source of this 1788-nucleotide messenger RNA. The record is from the annotation of a GenBank genome assembly. NCBI's taxonomy places the organism in Eukaryota, Metazoa, Platyhelminthes, Trematoda, Strigeidida, Schistosomatidae.
AUGACAGUGCAUCCAUUUGGUGCCACGUCCUCCCCGUUUUGUGCUAAUUUUGCUCUACGAAAGGCAGUGUCCACAUUUGGUUCUAAUGAUUUGCUGGACGUCAUAGAUUGUUGCUUCUACGUGGAUGAUUGUUUAGCCUCCUUCGAUGAUGAUAAGUCUGCAGUUAGAUUUGCAACAAGCAUUACUGAAGUGUUAGCUAAGGCCGGCUUUCGUCUAACUAAGUGGGUCUCGAACAGCCUAGACGUUUUGAAGCAUAUAGAUCCAGAAGACAGAGCACCUACCGUACGAGAUUUGCCUGUUGAUACUCUACCAGUUGAACGCACAUUAGGUAUGCGAUGGGAUGUGAACUCUGAUACCUUUGGAUUUAGUGUUGGUGAUAUUGAUAAGCCAGUUACUCGGAGAGGUGUGCUCUCUGUGUUGUCGUCCGUGUUUGACCCACUUGGAUUAGUAGCACCUUAUCUACUUCCGGCUAGGAGGUUAUUUCAAGAGACAUGCAGGAAAGGGUUACAGUGGGAUGAACCAUUAAGUGAGAGGCAGAGAGAAGAGUGGAAGGGGUGGGUUAACAGUUUAAGAAUGCUGAAUCUACAUUCCGUCUCACGUCCACUUAAGCCGUCGAGAAAUCAUGAUAUAAUUGACUUCCAUGUUUUUUCUGAUGCCUCUGAGGUUGGAUUUGGUGCAGCCGUAUACAUCAGAACCACCUUAAGGAAUGAUAUAGAUGUUAGCCUGGUGAUGGGUAAAUCUAGAGUUGCACCUCUAAAGACGGUUUCGAUUCCGAGAUUAGAACUUAAUGCAGCCUUACUAGCUGCGCAGUUAUUCACAACGGUGUGUAAAGAGUUGGAUUACCCCAAGCAUCCCGUAACGUUUUGGACUGAUUCGAUGUCUGUGAUAUAUUAUAUACGCAACGAGUCAGCAAGAUAUGCAUGUUUUGUAGCUAACAGAGUAUCUCAAAUUCGUGAACUAACAACUGUUGAGCAGUGGAGGUACGUACCGUCUGGAAAAAAUCCAGCUGAUCUAGCCUCGCGAGGAGUUAUUGAUAUGAAUGUGGUUAAAAAUAAGUGGUGGAAAGGUCCAGAGUUCUUGCUAAGGGCUGAUAGUAUGUGGCCUCGUAGAGAAGAUGAACCACCGAUAAACGAGUGUGCCUUGGAGUUGAAGACAAGUGUCAGUUUAACAUCUACUCAAGAAAGACAUUCAGGUUUACAUCCACUUUUUAAAUAUUAUUCUUCUUGGUACAAACUACUGAAAGCUGUUGCGUGGUUGACACGAUAUGUUACGUAUUUAAAGGUCAUGCAUCUUGCGGGAUACGAAAAUAUGAAUGUGGGGCCUUUGAGAGUCGAAGAUAUUAGAAAUGCAGAGUUAGCGAUUUUGAGGGCUGCUCAGUGGGAAGCGUGGGGUGAGAUUGCCAAGGAGGAUAGUCCCGAUUUCGCAGAUUUCAAGGUGCGGUUAGAUAGAUUAUCUCCGAUAGUUUCCGAAGGGAUCGCUAGAGUUGGUGGACGUCUACAAAUGUUAGAAUCGUCAUAUGAGACCCGUCAUCCGGCUUUAUUACCUUGCUACCAUCCAGUCACUGAUCUCAUUAUAAGACACUACCAUGUUCUUGAAGGUCAUUUGGGUACUUCGCAAGUACUAUCAAGUAUUCGAUGUAAGUUCUGGAUAGUGAAGGGAGGUACCGCUGUCCGUAAAAUAAUUGAUAAGUGCAUGGAAUGUAAACUCCGAAAUGCUCGUCCAGUACAGCAGAUGAUGGCACCACUCCCAGCGUGGCAAGUUUCUGAAGGAAUGCACCCUCAACCAUGA